AUGGAGCUGAAAGAUGAGCAUAAAAGACUAAUGAUGCUCAUCCUCCAGCAAAUACUGGAGCAGCAAAGAGAGGUGCGGCAGGAGCUGCAAAGAAUCCAACGAAUGCAGCCGCAAGAAGGGCCACCGCAGCAACGCCCGCCACCGCAACAACAGCAACAGCCAUCACUGCAGAAGCAGUUGCGAGAGUUGCGCAGCAGCCACAGCAAGAGCCGCAGCAGCAGCCGCAAUAAGAGCCGCAGCAAGAGCCGCAACAAGAAAUAUAUAGAAAUCCACAAUACAGAAGAGGAGCUGGGCGCUCAAGAGCGCGUUGAUAUGCGCAAUGCGCUCGAAGCCGCGGAGACCUCGAUAGCUGCGGCCGCGGAAACCACAAAUUUAUGUUUUACAAUUAGCAAACGCGUAUGGCCGCUGUCAUUGCUUGCGCUUCGGCAGACAACGAAAGAUUUGCAAUUAAACAGAGAUUAUCGAGAUGACGAAAGUAUUUUACGAUGCGACAGAGCAAAAGAAUUCGAAUGCAAUUCGAAGAAUUUUAUCGUGGAAAAUAAGAAUGACAUACACGUCGCUUUGAAGAAACAUAAUAAUCUCUUUCUAAAACAUGUAAUAAAAAAACGACAUGAGAUACAACAGAUAGCACAGAUAUGUGCAGAUUGCGCACAAAAAUCCAAUGCAAGAUGUAUUGUGGAUAUUGGAGCAGGAAUGGGUCACUUAGCUCGGUCAUUAGCAUUCAAACAUAACUUAUGUGUAAUAUGCAUUGAACAAGAUGCAGAAUUGUCACAGCAAGCCAGAAAAUGGGAUCAAGAAUUAUUAAUCUCCUUAUCUAAACAUUUGCCUAACUUGUCAGUGAAUUUUCCACAACAUGUGUCAAUCAAACUGGAAAGUACUAAUUCUGAUCAAUCUGAGACAAUUAAAGAUACAAAAAUAUUUUCCAAGGAUUUUAAUCUAAAUGAAAAAAAAUCAGAAUUUGGCAUUGUGGGAUUACAUCCGUGUGGAGAUCUUGCAGCUACAUUAUUGAAGCUUUACACAUCUCAACAUGAGACAAGAUUCAUUUGCAUCGUUGGAUGCUGUUAUAUGAAAUUAACAUUGGAAUAUCCAAUGGAUGUAUCAAAUGGGUAUCCACUAAGUAAAUAUCUGUUAUCAUUUUCAAACUACAAGUUGUCGUAUACAGGAUUAGAAGUAGCAUGUCACGCUAUCGAAAGUUACUGUGAUAAACUGAAAACUGGGAAUUACAAAGAUUUAAUAGUGCACGCUUAUAGAGCUGUCUUGGAAACUAUUUUAAUGAAACAAGACAAACAAUUAUGUCACACUCAAGUGAGGAAUGUAAAGGUGACAAAUUCUAUGACAUUUAAACAAUAUUGCAUGGCUGCAACUGCAAAUUUCGAAGUGCAUCAUCAAAUUGAAGAUUUAGAUUUUCAGGAUUCACAAAUAAUGUUUUAUCUAAGUCAAUGGAAGCAUAUUGUAAUAUUCGGCGCAUUACGAACGAUGUUGGCGCCAUUAGUGGAAACUAUUGUAUUAUUGGACAGAUUUCUAUAUUUAUCAGAAAAUCAAUUAUCUCCCAUAUUGAAACCUAUCUUUGAUGCAAGAUUGUCUCCUAGAAACUUUUUAUUGUACUCAAUGAAAAAUAUCGAACAAUCACUUUAUAUCUGAAUCUUAU
Messenger RNA from Nylanderia fulva, 1648 nucleotides. NCBI's taxonomy places the organism in Eukaryota, Metazoa, Arthropoda, Insecta, Hymenoptera, Formicidae. The record is from RefSeq and is a predicted model, not a curated record.